GGCAACACGUACACGCGGACUGAUCUAAUUUUUAUAUAGUUAAUCCAAUUCGGUGAACCAGAUCACGAUGAAGACUUUGCUGGUUACCCUAGCCGGUCUUGUAUUAGUUUCAGGUCAGGAAUUCCAAUGUCCCGACAAGAAUGGCUUCUUCCCGGAUCAAUACCAGUGUGACCUUUAUUAUAAAUGCAGCAAAGGCAAAGCGGAAGAGAAACUAUGCCCUGAUGGUCUCGUGUUCUCUGAUGAAAACCCCAAUAAAGAACGAUGCGACAUCCCUUCCAACGUAGACUGCGGUGACAGAAAGGAACUUCAGGAUCCAAAACCGACAAAAGGCUGCCCUCGUCAGAAUGGAUAUUUCAAGCAUCCUGAUCCACAGGCUUGUGACAAAUUCUACUACUGCUCUGACGGAGUUCCCCACGAGCUUCCCUGCCCGCCCGGUCUGUUCUUCGACGAAGAAACAUCCAACUGCGACUGGAAGGAGUACGUGCAGCGCACUUGCGAACACGUUACAAAGGACGUUCUCGACGACGGUUUUUCAUGUCCUGAUGGCGAGGUAAUGGGUCCCAACGGCCGAGCUUUGCCCCACCCCACUUUUCCUCACCCUGAGGACUGCCAGAAGUUCUACAUCUGCCGCAAUGGCGUCCAGCCACAGAAAGGCAGUUGCCCCUCUGGCAAAGUCUACAAUGAGGACACCUUCAUGUGCGAUAACCCUGAGAAGGUGCCGGGAUGCGAAAACUACUACGAGGGUCAGCCGUUAGAGAAGAGCAAAGUUCCCAAGAAAGCGUAAAGUGAUAUGUAUUGAUAAUAUUUAGUUUGUAAAACGAAAUAAUUAAAU
Molecule: messenger RNA, 832 nt
Organism: Hyposmocoma kahamanoa
Lineage: Eukaryota; Metazoa; Arthropoda; Insecta; Lepidoptera; Cosmopterigidae
Product: protein obstructor-E-like
Exons: 7
Coding region: 68-784 (238 amino acids)
Cellular component (GO): extracellular region
Molecular function (GO): chitin binding
Source: RefSeq, a predicted model, not a curated record